UCGAUUUCCAAGGUCUUCAUCUGUGACUUCAAAGGGUGUGAGAAUAUGUUCAAGGCAAAAUAUUCCCUGACUAGGCAUAUUAGAGCAAAGCAUUUUAAAACUAAAUAAACAUGAGUGAAGCACUUGUGGGAAAAAGUUUUCGCUCGCUCAUAACCUUAAAGAGCACGAACAUAUUCAUUCACAAGCCUUACCCUAUAUAUGUGGGAUUGAUGGAUGCACCCAAGGUUUCAGACAAAGAGGAAAAUUAUGACUUCACAGAUCCAAGCAUCAAGGAUACAAGAAACAAAAGUACAAGUCUAAUUCCUGGCUGAAUUCAGAACCCCUUCUUCAAGGAGAGACGAGUAGGAACCAAGGUGGUAUAGGAGGAUUUAGUAACGACCCUCUUAAUUCUACUGAAUCCAACUUUGCUCCUCUACCCAGUUUCGGAUUCAUGAACAGUGUUGCCUCUGCUAAAAUGCCCCAAAGCUCUAUUAGUCCUCAAAAAUGAUUGAAUAACCUAUCUCAGCCGUUCAGCUCUCAAAAGCCACACCAGACAAACCAAUUUAUGAUGUUCGACCUCCCUCAGUCCCAACCUAGUUUCAGAAGAGAGAGGGAUAAUGGCUUCUUGUCUCAUGAAAAUAGGAUGAUUAGUGACAAUUUCUUGUUUAAUAGUGACAACGAAGAUGAAGAAGCCAAAGGCAUGAAUACUAAAGUUGACGAACCUCUUUUCCGAAGUUCCUUCUCUUUAAUGACGAGACCUCAAGAGAUGCACCACUCCAGACAAUCGAUGUUUACUUUCCAAACUAAUAGCGAUAUGGGCGGAAGCCUGAAUCGGUUUGGCAUGGGUCCUCCAAGGAACCAUGAUAAUAUUAUGGACAGCCAGUACCGUAAAUUUGACUUCUCUCAUAAAAACAAGUACUAAA
Moneuplotes crassus is the source of this 902-nucleotide messenger RNA. The record is from the annotation of a GenBank genome assembly. NCBI's taxonomy places the organism in Eukaryota, Ciliophora, Spirotrichea, Euplotida, Euplotidae.